Molecule: messenger RNA, 1602 nt
Organism: Myripristis murdjan (pinecone soldierfish)
Lineage: Eukaryota; Metazoa; Chordata; Actinopteri; Holocentriformes; Holocentridae
Exons: 2
Coding region: 78-1379 (433 amino acids)
Cellular component (GO): cytoplasm
Molecular function (GO): glycosyltransferase activity
Source: RefSeq, a predicted model, not a curated record
UCUACUUCUGCAGUUGUAGGAGAUACACACGUCUUUUCUACUCUGUACAGGCAUCAGGACUUAAAACACCGGUGAAGAUGUCGAUACACCUGAGCUGGAUUCAGACAAGGAACAGUUGGAAACGGACAUUUGUUGCACUGACAUUUAUCGUUGCUUUGUCCAUGUACAUUUCAUGGUCAUUUUUAAGCAGUUACCCAUCCAUAACACCAUGUUCAGUACUUUUAAGUGAGCAAACAAUAACACCAAUCAUAAAUACCAAGCAUUUGAUGAUUUCUGCCUACAAGGACCACAGACUGAGUGGUAGAACUCGGAUCAUAGGCAUAAUGAGGAGAGAUGAGCUCCAAUCACUUUACUGCAUUUUCUGCUGUCAGCAUAGCUGCUCUCUGGGAUACACAGCAUAUACAUACAUGCACAGUGACCAUUUUGGCUACCCAUUUGUGACUACCGAUGUACUAUGCAAGUAUCAGCCUCUGAGAAAUGCUACACAUGUCACUAUUUCAACACAUGCUAGCAUCACAGAAAACCAGGACCAGAGGUUCAUUCCUAUCCGAAACAAAGAGAGCACAGCAAUGUUCCCCUAUAACUUCACCAUCUGCAUCUCAAACCUUUUUGGCGACUACAACAAUGUCCUGCAGUUUGUCCAAACCAUGGAGAUGUACAAGCUGUUGGGUGUGCAGAGAGUGGUCAUCUAUAACACUAGCUGCGGUCCUGAGUUGGAGCGUGUGCUGCUGCACUACAAGCAUGAGGGCACACUGGAGAUAGUUCAGUGGCCCAUCGACCACUUCCUUAAGCCAUCCGCAGGCUGGAAUUUUCCAGAACAUCCAGGGGAUCUCCAUUACUACGGGCAGCUUGCCACUCUGAAUGAAUGCAUCUAUAGGAACAUGUACCAGACCAAGUACUUACUACUUAAUGACCUAGAUGAAAUCAUCAUGCCUUAUAAACAUGCCAAUCUGCAGCAAAUGAUGGAAAAACUUGAGCAAGAGAAUCCUGGAGUGGGCGUCUUUGUCGUCAUGAACCAUGUUUUCCCCAAAACACAGUUUGAUGACAGUGGGAGAUUUAAGGUGCCACAGUGGCAAAACAUCCCAGGGAUAAACAUCCUGGAGCACAUAUACCGAGAGCCAUCGAGGGAUUCUGUCUACAACCCUACUAAGCUGUUAAUCAACCCUAGAGAGGUAGAGCAGACCUCAGUCCACAGUGUCCUGAAGGCAUGGACAUCGGCUGUCACUGUGGAUCCUGAGGUGUGCAGGAUAGUGCACGUCAGAGGCCCUCUACAAGGGAGCCUGACGAAGGAGCAGCUGCUAGUGGACAAGAGGCUGUGGGACUUUGAACUCAUUGCAAAGGUUGACAAAGUUUUACAAAAUGUGGGUCUGCUUAUCUGAUAAUGCAUCUCUUUUGCAAGGUCCUCAGUUGAAUGAGCUAUUUUUGUAACUGUGAUGGCAGACCAAAGUUUUAUGUUUAUGAUGUAUCAAACAUGUUUACAUUUUCACUUUGAAUGUUAAAGCUAUUUUCUAUCUCUUACAUCUUUGUUUUUUCAGUUCAUUUGUGUUCAGUGGAUUCAGGGGCCCUGUUUUAUUGCUAAAAGUGAAAGUAGUGGUUGCAGUA